This is a messenger RNA of Lodderomyces oxycetoniae, 3918 nucleotides long. It is a transcript of the gene SMC4, whose product is annotated as condensin subunit. Lineage: Eukaryota; Fungi; Ascomycota; Pichiomycetes; Serinales; Debaryomycetaceae. The record is from RefSeq and is a predicted model, not a curated record. Gene Ontology annotation, biological process: mitotic chromosome condensation. Gene Ontology annotation, cellular component: condensin complex; chromosome. Gene Ontology annotation, molecular function: protein binding; ATP binding; ATP hydrolysis activity. The transcript has 2 exons. Bases 1 to 3918 code for a protein of 1305 amino acids.
AUGAUGUCUGGGAGAAGAGCACUACCUUCUACUUUGAAUACGCCCACUGCUGUACGAGUAGGAACAGAACUGUCUAUCCCGCAAAGUCAAGCUGAGACAUUAUUAACGGAGUUUAUCGAUGCUAGCGAGUACAACAACAACCCAUUCAAUGUGAAGAAACAGAACCAGGAGACCGGUCUUGCUAGUAAUAAUGGUGGGUCAGUGCCGCUUAUAUCGCAGUUGAAAAGGAUCCAGAGAACGAUCAAACAAUUGGUGUUGACCAACUUCAAAUCGUAUGCAGGGAGACAAGUGAUUGGACCGUUCCACACAUCGUUUUCGUCCGUGGUUGGUCCUAAUGGAAGUGGCAAAUCCAACGUUAUUGACUCUAUGCUUUUUGUGUUUGGAUUCAAGGCCAAUAAGAUGAGACAAGGCAAGAUCUCUGAGUUGAUCCACAAUUCUGGAGACGAAACAAGACCUGAGUUCUGCCAGGUGGAUAUCCAUUUUGAAAUGGUUCUUGAUGGUCCGCCAUUGGAAGUUGUGCACAACUCGCAAUUGGUGAUUUCGCGUAAAGCGUUCCAAAACAACCAGUCACAGUACUAUCUAGAUGGUAAGAAAAGCACCUACACAGAGGUGACCACUUUAUUGAAGCAAAAGGGCGUUGACUUGGACCACAAACGGUUUCUCAUUCUUCAAGGAGAGGUGGAGUCGAUAGCACAAAUGAAACCAAAGGGGGAGAAGGAAGGCGACGACGAUGGGUUGUUGGAGUACCUAGAAGAUAUCAUUGGCACCACAAAGUACAAAAAGUUGAUCGAGGACAGCAUGGUGCAGAUUGAAGAAUUAAACACAAUGUGCCAGGAAAAGUCGGAUAGGUUUGCAUUUGUUGAAAAGGAUAAGCUUUUGCUUGAUGAGAGGAAAGUUGAAGCGUUGAGAUUUUUGGAGUUGGAGAAAAAGUUGGAAAAGUUCAAGAGUAUGCAAAAGCAGUAUGAUUUGAGGAGGUACAAAAGGGAGGUGGACCAGAAGGAGGGCGAGGUACAAGAGUUGAGCGAUACUUUGGAGAAAAAGAGGCUUGAAAAUGCAAACUUGUUGAAACUGAUCGACAACAAGGUUGCCUCCCAAGCGGCAAUAAACAAGCAGGUGAAAACGCUUGUUUCCGAGCUCGGCACAUUCCAAAAGGAAAAAAAAACCCUUAACCAAAAGAGUGUUUCUUUUGAAGAAAAACAAAAGAGUUUGGAGACAAAGUUGAAAAAGGCAAACAAAUCAGUAACGUCACUGACCCAAUCUUUGGCCAACGCAAACCAAAAACUUUCCACCUACUCCAACUCCUCCUCCCAGUACAAGUGUGAGAUCGAUGCCUUGACCAAUAAUCUCCAAAGGGAAGAAGAGAAGCUAACGAGUAUGAGGGAGAAGUUGACACAACGUACCUCCACAUUCACCAAUGAGAUUGAGGACUUGCAGAAAAAGUUGGAUCCAUGGACAUCCAAAUUGAAAAACAACGAGAACCAAAUACAGCUCACCCAAUCGAAUAUAGAUAUGCUUGAAACACAGAUGAAUCGCACGAAAAUGCAGUUGGAAGAAAGCAAAAACAGGUUGAGAGAGAUUAAACAAGAGGGCAAGAACAAAGAAACCCAGUUACAAGAGAAGGAGUUGGAUCUAGAGCGAAUCAUUGAACAAACCGCACUUGGAGAAGAGCAAACAAACUCACUAAAAGUGGUUUUGGACAAGUUGAAAGCGCAAAUCACCAAGCAAAAAAAUAAACUCCUGGACUCUCUUGCUGUAAUGCAAACAAAAGAAAACAAAAACAGCGUGCUAGCAGCAUUAACAAAGUUGGCCAAGUCUGGCCGAAUCGAUGAUUUCUAUGGCCGGUUAGGAGAUCUAGGCACGAUUGACGAGCAGUACGAUGUUGCGAUAUCCACUGCUGCUGCGCCAGGGCUAGACUCGAUGGUUGUGGAAACCGUCGAAACAGCUCAAACAUGCAUCGAGUACUUGCGGAAAAAUAAGCUUGGGUACGCCAAUUUCAUAUGUCUUAACAAGUUGAGCAAAUUUGAUCUAUCCAAGAUUAGUACUCCAGGAGACCCAUCGCGGAUCAAGAGGUUAUUUGACUUGAUCACACCAGUCAGUGACAAAUUUGCACCUGCGUUUUUCAGCAAGAUGUUUAAUACACUAGUGGCGCCCACCUUGAGUGAAGCAAAGGCUGUUGCGUAUGGUGCAAAACGAUGGAAGGUGGUGACAUUGGAUGGGAAGGUGAUAGAUACUUUUGGAACAAUGUCAGGUGGAGGUUAUGUACAGCGAGGCGCAAUGAAGUUGGGAGGGGGGAACAAGGUGGUGGGGGAGGUCUUGGAGCAUGAGAAGGAGAUUGAGAUUGAGGAUAUUCGUGUUCGACUACGCGAGUUGGAGCAAAAACACCAAGAGGUAAAAAAAGAGUAUGAUGAGAACAUGGCUGCUUUGCAACAAGUAAAAGCAUUGGAGCCAGAAACAAAACUUGCUCUUGAUAAACUCCAGUUGGAUAUUGCAGGACUUGCAUCAGAGAUGAAAGAGAUUGCACAGUUUCGCAAAAGUUUAGCUCUUGAGCAGGAACAGAUGGAGACGGAUAACCCGUUUGAAAAACAGAUUUCAGAGAAAAAAGGGGCACUUGCUCUGUUGAAUGAGGAGAGGAAUCGAAUAAAGUCGGAAAUGGCCGAUUCAGAGAACCGGAUACUUUUGUUGGAGCAGAAAAUAAUGGAAGCAGGAGGUGUAGAGUUGAAGGUACAAAACUCACGUGUCGACAGUAUCAAACAGCAGAUAUCCAUCAUCAAUGAUAAAACAAGUGGCGACAGAAUUGCUAUUAAGAAGUUGGAAAGUGAUGUGCAGCGGUACAAACGGUUGAUUGAGGAGGCCACUUUGGAAAAGGACAUUUUGGAAAAAGACUUAUUAGCGAUCCAGCAGUCCCAUAAGUCUCUUUUGUCACAAAUGGUAUUACUCGAUGAAAAAAUCCAAGCUUUGGACCAGCACAAACGCGAUAAAGAUGAGGAGCUAGAGAUUAUACGCGUGGAUAUCGAAGGCAUGCAAGAAGAACUAUCCGGAUUCAAACAGUUUGAGGUCGACACCCUCAACCAAGUAGAGAAGAUAACCUCAGUGUUGAGAAAGUUGAACCAUCUAGUUGACGAAAAUGAGCGUGCUCUUGAAAACACAGCUGUGAGAGAUGUUGAGCCAUACAUUUAUUGGAUGGACAAUAAUGAUGAUGAUGAUCGGGCCAAGUUUCUUAUGCCAUCGCCUACGCACAAGCUUUCCCCUACCGAGCUAGACGACGUAGACAUAGAAGCAGUCAAUUCAGAGGUUGAUGAGUUGGAAAAAUACAUGGCCAAUGUACGUGUGGAUAUUGAGAUUCUAAAGGAGUACGGAGCCAAGAUUGUUGAGUACCAGCAGCGGAAAGACGACUUGAACAAAGCCGUGCAACAACGCGACACAAAGCGUGAUUACUGCGAAGAUCUCAAAAAGAAGAGGCUCGACGAGUUUAUGCAAGGGUUCAUGGAUAUCUCAAUGACACUAAAGGAUAUGUACAGGAUGAUCACCAUGGGCGGCAAUGCCGAGUUGGAGUUGGUUGACAGUUUGGACCCGUUCUCCGAAGGCAUUCUCUUCAGCGUGAUGCCGCCCAAGAAGUCGUGGAAAAACAUCUCAAACCUAAGUGGAGGAGAAAAAACAUUGAGCUCGUUGGCCUUGGUAUUUGCCUUGCACAAGUACAAGCCCACGCCGUUGUAUGUGAUGGACGAGAUCGACGCGGCUCUAGACUUUCGCAAUGUGUCCAUUGUGGCCAACUAUAUCAAGGAGAGAACAAAGAACGCCCAGUUUGUGGUGAUAUCAUUGAGGAACAACAUGUUUGAGUUGGCACAGAAGUUGAUUGGAAUCUAUAAGGUCAAGGACAAAACAACAAGUGUUGCUCUCCUCAAUGGUGAAAUGCAGUAA